Acipenser ruthenus (sterlet) is the source of this 1499-nucleotide messenger RNA. RefSeq names its product syntaxin-7-like. The coding region runs from base 152 to 922 and encodes 256 amino acids. Gene Ontology annotation, biological process: vesicle fusion; intracellular protein transport; vesicle-mediated transport. Gene Ontology annotation, molecular function: SNARE binding; SNAP receptor activity. Gene Ontology annotation, cellular component: membrane; synaptic vesicle; endomembrane system. The transcript is spliced from 10 exons. The record is from RefSeq and is a predicted model, not a curated record. Lineage: Eukaryota; Metazoa; Chordata; Actinopteri; Acipenseriformes; Acipenseridae.
GUACAGAACAAAAGACAGAAGUUACAUCUUCAUAUAAUAUUAGUUUCUUUUUUUUUCUUUUCGUGUUUUGUUCACAAAUUGGCUGCGUAUAUAGUUCCGCAUUCUAUGGUGAAUCUUGCCAACUUGCAGGGGGUACUUCUAAUGCUUCAACAUGUCUUACCAAUCAGGGACAGAUGCUGAUGCAAACCGCCUUGCACAGACCAUAGGUUCAAACAUUCAGAAGAUUACACAGUACACUGCUGAAAUCCAAAGGAUUGUAAACCAGCUUGGAACACCACAGGACACCACAGAACUCCGGCAACAGCUCCAACAGAAACAACAGUGUGUUAAUCAGCUAGCCAAAGAAACAGACAGGUAUAUGAAAGAGUUUGGAUCAUUUCUACCAACAGCAGAACAGCGCCAAAGAAAGAUACUGAAAGAUCGUCUAGUUGGUGACUUUUCUAAUGCGUUGGCUGCUUUCCAAAAGAUUCAAAGACAGGCUGCACAGAAAGAAAAGGAAUUUGUAGCCAGAGUGCGUGCCAGCUCAAGAGUGUCUGGUGGUUUGCCAGAUGAAGGCCUGCUGUCCUUUGAAAGUGAAAAUCGGCCGCAAGCACAGGUACAAGAUGAUGCUAUUAGGGAAGAGGACCUUGUGCUUAUCAAAGAAAGAGAAACUUCCAUAAGGCAGCUGGAGUCUGAUAUUAUAGGUAUCAAUGAAAUCUUCAAAGAUUUGGGAAUGAUGGUUCAUGAGCAAGGGGACACAAUUGACAGCAUAGAGGCCAAUGUAGAAACUGCUGAAGUACAUGUGCAGUCAGCCAGUCGUCAGCUGACCAGGGCUGCAGAAUAUCAGAGCAAAUCCCGCAAGAAGAUCUGCAUUCUAAUUGUGGUUCUCUCAGUACUAGCUGUUGUAAUUGGACUAAUCAUCUGGUUUUCUUUGAAAAAAUAAAGAUGCUACAAGAAAGUGCAUUUUUAAAUAUUCUUAAGCUUAUGUCACAGGCAUAAUGUUUUUACCAGUUCUUCUUCUACUGCCUGAAAACUUAGGAUUGCCAAGAGUAGCCAAAGUUUGUAAGAACAAAAAAAUGCUUAAUGUGUGCUAAAAAAAAUGAAAAGUGCUCUUUGCAGUUGUAAUUUCUGUUUUGUGUUUGUUUUCAAAGACAAUAUCAUAUUUUAUAACUUGUUAAUAAAUAAUUUCUCAAGUACUUGCAUUCCAUAUGACAGUGCUUGACUUGAAUAUGUAAUUUUUUGUUAUUUGUGCCAUCACCUAAAUGAAUGUUACCAAGAACAGAACUAAAAUGUUUUGAAUAAUUUUCUCUACGUCUUUAUUACAUUGAUCAUAUUUGCACUAAGAGCAGUACAUAAACGUGCACCUGAUGUGCGCCUUUAUAGAAUGUAAUAUAUGAAUUGCAUUACAUGUUUAAUAAUGUUUUAAGUGUUAUAAUAAUAACAUUUGAUUUCUGUUAUUUUGUAAAAUUGCUGUGGUUUAAAGUGUCAGUUAUUACAAUAAAAAUCUGUAAGUCUGUUAA